AUUCCACACACGGCAAAAUGAAGGCUAAGGGUGAAUUGAAGGAGUUCGAAGUCAUCGGUCGCAAAUUGCCGACCGCAAAGGAAAAAACCACACCGUUAUAUAAAAUGAGAAUAUUUGCACCUGAUGCUAUUGUUGCAAAAUCUAGAUUUUGGUACUUUUUGCGUCAACUCAAAAAAUUUAAGAAGUCUACUGGAGAAAUUGUUUCUCUCAAACAGAUAUCAGAAAAGUCUCCAGUUAAAAUCAAGAAUUUUGGAAUUUGGUUGAGAUAUGAUUCAAGGUCUGGAACCCAUAACAUGUAUAGAGAAUACAGGGAUCUCUCUGUUAGUGGCGCUGUAACACAGUGUUACAGAGAUAUGGGUGCCCGUCAUCGUGCUCGUGCCCAUUCUAUUCAGAUUAUUAAAGUGGAAGUUGUAAAACCAAUAAAUUGUAGAAGACCUCAAGUGAAACAAUUCCAUAAUUCGAAAAUCAGGUUCCCACUACCAAAACGUAUUCAUCACAAGAAUCGUAUGCCGCUCUUCAGUGUUCGAAGACCACGUACAUAUUUCCUUUAA
Messenger RNA from Habropoda laboriosa, 551 nucleotides. It is a transcript of the gene RpL18A, whose product is annotated as 60S ribosomal protein L18a. The record is from RefSeq and is a predicted model, not a curated record. NCBI's taxonomy places the organism in Eukaryota, Metazoa, Arthropoda, Insecta, Hymenoptera, Apidae. Gene Ontology annotation, molecular function: structural constituent of ribosome. The transcript has 3 exons. Gene Ontology annotation, biological process: translation. Gene Ontology annotation, cellular component: ribosome; cytosolic large ribosomal subunit. The coding region runs from base 18 to 551 and encodes 177 amino acids.